CUUUAAAAUUAGCUCUCAAGAAUCCGGGAGGCGAUGCUGAAGGCCGACGGCGGUGAGUUUGGGCUCUCCUCUGCUCCGUGCCAGGUUAACGGAGCCAUGAAGCCCCCACGGACCCCCCGACCCUGAGCCGUGCGCCACAGCUCCUGCAGACAGCAUGAGGCUGCUCCGCCGCCGCUACAGCCCGCUGAAGGUGGCCCUGGUGGGCGCCGUCUUCCUCCUCUUCCUCUUCAUCCUACAGAGGGACGUCGGGGACGGCGACCCGCGCGAGGAGCCCUGGUUGAAGAACAUCGUGGAUGGGAAGGACCAGGUCAUCGACCUGAUGCUGGGCGCCGUGCACAACCUCCGUGACUCCAUGCCCAAGCUGCAGAUCGGGGCCCCGGUGCCCCCGGAGGAGCCGCCCCACAGCUCCCGCUCCUGUCCUCCCGGCUUCUACACGGCAGCAGAGCUGCGCCCGCUGCUGGAACGACCCCCCCAGGACCCCUCCGGGCCCGGGGCUGAUGGCAAAGCCUUCAAGAAAGAGCAGUGGACGGCAGAGGAGAGCAAGGAGAAGGAGCGGGGCUACGAGAAGCACUGCUUCAACGCCUUCGCCAGUGACCGCAUCUCCCUGCAGCGUGCGCUGGGACCCGACAGCCGCCCUCCGGAGUGCAUCGACCAGAAGUUCAAGCGCUGCCCUCCCCUCCCCACCACCAGCGUCGUCAUCGUGUUCCACAACGAAGCGUGGUCCACGCUGCUGCGCACGGUGUACAGCGUCCUGCACGCCUCGCCUGCUGCCCUGCUCAGGGAGAUCAUCCUGGUGGACGACGCCAGCACGGAUGAAUAUCUGAAGGACAAGUUGGACCGCUACGUGAAGCAGCUGCAGAUUGUGCGGGUGGUGCGGCAGGUGGAGAGGAAGGGGCUGAUCACGGCCCGGUUGCUGGGAGCCAGCGUGGCGAGCGGCGAGGUGCUCACCUUCCUGGAUGCACACUGUGAGUGCUUCCACGGGUGGUUGGAGCCCCUCCUGUCCCGCAUCGCCGAGGAGCCCACGGCUGUCGUCAGUCCUGACAUCACCACCAUAGACCUCAACACCUUCGAGUUCUCCAAGCCAGUGCAGUAUGGCAAGCAGCACAGCCGGGGCAAUUUCGAUUGGAGUCUCACCUUUGGAUGGGAGGUCGUGCCACCCCGUGAGAGGCAGAGGAGGAAGGACGAGACUGUCCCCAUCAAGUCCCCGACCUUCGCCGGUGGUCUCUUUGCCAUCUCCAGGUCAUACUUUGAGCACAUCGGUUCCUACGACGACCAGAUGGAGAUCUGGGGGGGAGAGAACGUGGAAAUGUCUUUCAGGGUCUGGCAGUGUGGGGGUCAGCUGGAAAUCAUCCCCUGCUCUGUCGUGGGCCACGUCUUCCGCUCCAAGAGCCCCCACACCUUCCCCAAGGGCACGCAGGUCAUCUCCAGGAACCAGGUCCGCUUGGCUGAGGUCUGGAUGGAUGACUACAAAGAGAUCUUCUACAGGAGGAACCAACAGGCUGCACAGAUGGCCAGAGAGAAGACGUAUGGUGACAUUACAGAACGGCGCAGGCUGAGGGAGCGGCUGCACUGCAAGAACUUCACCUGGUACCUGCAGAACGUCUACCCCGAGAUGUUCGUCCCCGACCUCAACCCCACCUUCUACGGAGCA
This is a messenger RNA of Centrocercus urophasianus (Greater sage-grouse), 1651 nucleotides long. It is a transcript of the gene GALNT6, whose product is annotated as polypeptide N-acetylgalactosaminyltransferase 6. Gene Ontology annotation, cellular component: Golgi apparatus. The annotation marks the transcript as partial. The transcript is spliced from 8 exons. Lineage: Eukaryota; Metazoa; Chordata; Aves; Galliformes; Phasianidae. The record is from RefSeq and is a predicted model, not a curated record.